AUGAGAAGUUCCAACCUUGUUGAGCCAAACCUUGUGGGGAAAGAGAUCAUACAUGCUAGCAGGAAGUUGGUGAACUUUGUUGUUGCUCACAAGGACAAUAAACCUUACAAGCUUGCUAUUGUUGGAACUGGAGGAGUUGGUAAGACAACACUAGCUCAGAAAAUAUACAAUGACCAACAGAUAAAGGGAAGCUUCAAAAUUCAUGCAUGGAUUUGUGUUUCGCAAGACUACAAUGAAGUUACUCUUCUAAAAGAGGUUCUCGUGAAUAUUGGUGUGCAUGAUGAGCAAGGUGAAACCAAAGGAGAGCUACCGAAAAAGCUUGCAGAAACAAUCGAAGGCAAGAGUUUCUUUCUCGUUCUAGAUGAUGUGUGGAAGUCUAUUGUUUGGACAGAUUUACUAAGAACUCCAUUACAUGGGACAUCUGCGGGAGUACUAUUGGUAACCACAAGAGAUGAUCAAAUUACAAAGAGAAUAGGUGUACACCAUACUCAUCGAGUUGAUCCCAUGUCAGUAGACGUGGGAUGGGAGCUACUUUGGAAGAGCAUGAACGUUAAUGAAGAGAAAGAUGUGCAGAAUUUAAGAAACUUAGGGAUUGAGAUUGUGCAUAAAUGUGGCCACCUGCCUCUUGCAAUCAAGGUUACAUCUAGUGCUUUGGUAAACAGAGAUCUAACGGAGAAUGAGUGGAAACGGUUUUUUGGCAAAUAUGCUGGCUCCCGGUGCAUGUUCUCUAAUGAAAUAGAAGGAGCUUUAUAUCUAAGUUAUGAUGAGUUACCACAUAGUCUGAAGCAGUGUUUCCUUUAUUGUGCUUUGUACAUUGAACAUUCUGUCAUUCGCCGUGGUGAAGUUACCCGGUUAUGGUUAGCUGAAGGAUUCGUCGAGGAGCAACAAGGCUAA
Molecule: messenger RNA, 894 nt
Organism: Triticum aestivum (bread wheat)
Lineage: Eukaryota; Viridiplantae; Streptophyta; Magnoliopsida; Poales; Poaceae
Product: disease resistance RPP13-like protein 4
Exons: 1
Coding region: 1-894 (297 amino acids)
Biological process (GO): defense response to other organism
Molecular function (GO): ADP binding
Source: RefSeq, a predicted model, not a curated record